This is a messenger RNA of Paramecium tetraurelia, 504 nucleotides long. RefSeq lists its product as uncharacterized. The transcript has a single exon. The record is from RefSeq and is a predicted model, not a curated record. Lineage: Eukaryota; Ciliophora; Oligohymenophorea; Peniculida; Parameciidae.
AUGUUCUUCAAAUAAUUAAAACUCAUUUUUAUUAAAAUCAAUUACAGUUUUCCUAGAAUGAUGUAGACAAUAUCAUAAAGAGUCAUUUCAAGUAACAACAACACUAUUUUGAAAUUGGAACUUAUCAAUUAAAUCAGCUAUUACUUUUCUGUUUUAAAUUUAGGAUCACAUAACAUCAAGAAGUUCAUUCAGUAUAGCAUAGUAGUUUAUCCUUCUCUUUAGCUAAUUUAAAGUUCCUUCCAAUUUCUUUUUAGUUGCUAUUCAAAGUCAACCUAAGUUGCUGUAUUUGAGUAUCCUUUGAUCAAAUAAUUAUUUUAAAGCGACUGCGAUUGCUUGUUGUAGACUGCAGUAACAAGUAGGAUUCCAUAACUCUCUCUAUUCUUUUUUGGCUAUAAAACUAAUCAUUUUGGUAUCUCAUUAUUUAGAGAUUCAAAUUCUGAUUAAUUGUAGUUUUGUGCAAAUUCUUUUUAUAAAGCAUUUUCAAUUUUUAAAGAGAUGAUCUGA